GAGAAACACUUUACUACUGUCAUACCCCACUACAGUCAAUAGUACGACUUCGCCUCCAGACCUUGGGUUGCUUUUUAUAGUCUUACUGUUCUCCAAUCGACCUGCUUGGCAUGGUAGAAUUUGAAGAAACAUGCUCCCGCCAAUGUAGCUCGGUUGGAUAAUUACGAUGGGCAAGUCCGACUACCACGUCAAGGUAGCAGCUACUGUCGGGUAGUUGAAGUUACUAAAACUCUGCAUGUGUUUCCGUACAUACGCAAUCUAAAACAAGGUCUUAAAGUCGUACUUAAACCAUAUUUGUGUAGUUAGUUGGCCUUUCUUAAUUGAUAAGUUAGUCAGGAUUUUCACGCUGGUUUUAUUAGAGUCGAUAUUGUCAAAAAAUUAUUGUAACAACUGUGAGGUAUUAUUGACCAUGCCAGUAACAACAAGCAGGUUCCCCACGUGCAAAUUGUUAUGUGAAAAACUUCAUACAAGAACAUUUAUGCAGUGUUCGCUUUUUAUUAGGUAGUCAAUCAUCCGUAAAAUGUGUGACGAGUAUGGUGGUGCAGAUGAUUUUGAAUCAGAUGAAGAGCCUCUGGACGAGGUGCCAGAAGACGACUUAGAUACGAAACCAGAUGGUGUUACGUAUAUCACAUCUGAUGAAGUACCUCGUUUGUCAGGUCAAAAUGUGGCAGCCCCAGUAGAAAAAAGUAAACGAAUCACUACUCCGUAUCUUACAAAAUAUGAGCGCGCUAGAGUUUUAGGUGCGCGAGCUCUGCAACUAUCAAUGUCUGCCCCUGUUAUGGUUGAGUUGGAUGGUGAACGAGAUCCUCUAAAAAUUGCUGAAAAAGAAUUAAGAGCUAACAAGAUACCUAUCAUUAUUCGUCGUUUCCUUCCGGAUGGGAGUUUUGAAGACUGGAGUUUAGAUGAACUUAUUUUGACAGAAUAA
Messenger RNA from Schistosoma turkestanicum, 925 nucleotides. Lineage: Eukaryota; Metazoa; Platyhelminthes; Trematoda; Strigeidida; Schistosomatidae. The record is from the annotation of a GenBank genome assembly.